UAUCAAUCAGUACGUAUAAUCCUUGCCAACCAUCUCCCGAGUCUUGCCGCCCUGCAGCCGUCGCCGCCUCGUAUGCAGCCACCGUGCAUGCGCCGAGGCCCGUAUUCACUCGACAUGAAACUCGUUCUCGAUUCCCCAUAUUUCCUCUCUCUAAAAAAAAAAAAAAAAACGGCAUGCCAAAACAUGCCUCUUCCACGAGUUAUGUAUUCCCCCUUCAUCUUAUCCAUUGCUGCAGCUUCGGCAGACCCGAAUGUAACGUCUCUCUGCACCAACCUGUGCCGACCGCCGCUAUAUGAUAUGGUAGCGUAGCAGUAGGAUACCUAACUAGCCUCACUUCUAGCCUAACGUCACGUCGCCUAAACAUUGUAAACAACCGCUGUUCCGGUUCCUGAAUAACGGACGGUGGCCGGAGCGAGUUGGCUAUGGUUCAACCCAACAGAUCCUCCCCUCUCCUACAAAUCCCGUCGGGUACCUCUGGGGUACAUAAUGGAGAAAUACAGAGCGGAUCUGCGAGCAACCGGAGCUAGAAUAAGGCCGCGGCCCACCAAAUUGCAUGGACUGAGGUAGAAUAUGUAACUUUUUUAGACUAGAGGUGUGUUGGACUCUUCCAUAGAUUUGGGUUUCUUUGCUCCUUAUAGAGUACAUAGUACACAUGUGGA
Molecule: messenger RNA, 659 nt
Organism: Blastomyces dermatitidis ER-3
Lineage: Eukaryota; Fungi; Ascomycota; Eurotiomycetes; Onygenales; Ajellomycetaceae
Exons: 1
Coding region: 73-309 (78 amino acids)
Source: RefSeq, a predicted model, not a curated record